Drosophila busckii is the source of this 1307-nucleotide messenger RNA. RefSeq lists its product as uncharacterized. NCBI's taxonomy places the organism in Eukaryota, Metazoa, Arthropoda, Insecta, Diptera, Drosophilidae. Gene Ontology annotation, cellular component: nucleolus. Gene Ontology annotation, molecular function: DNA binding. The coding region runs from base 71 to 907 and encodes 278 amino acids. The transcript has a single exon. The record is from RefSeq and is a predicted model, not a curated record. Gene Ontology annotation, biological process: negative regulation of transcription by RNA polymerase II; rRNA processing.
AGCAGCGCGCGCACGUGGAAUACAUUCUUGCAUUUGCCGUCCACCUCUUGUAUUAAUAUAUCAAAUAAACAUGGUUUUUUUUACGUGCAACAUUUGCGGCGAGUCCGUGAAGAAACCAUCUGUGGAGAAGCACUACCAAACACGCUGCCGCGGCAAGACAAAGAAUGUUUCCUGCAUGGACUGCCUGAAAGACUUCUACGAUGAGGAAUAUGUGGCGCACACCAAGUGCAUCUCGGAAGCACAAAAGUACUCAAACCAAAACUUUGUGCCCAAGGAGCCAAAGAACAAGAAUGCACAGAAACAGGAGAGCUGGAUGGAUAUUAUACGCGCCAUAUUGGACAGCAGCGAAUACAACUUAACGCCAUCGCUGCGCAAUGCGUUCGACCGACUGCAGAGCGUGGACAAUGUGCCGCGCAAGAAAGCCAAGUUCGAGAACUUUGUGGGCAACUGCAUGCGCAUGCAGCGGCAGCAGGCAACCGAGGUGUGGAACAUACUCGAACAGGAGCUCAACAAAAUGAAGGAGGCCAAGCAGGCUGAAUUAGCGGCAGCAAAGGCUGCUAAGCAGACUGAGGCACAAAAUGCAGACAAAGCAACUGAGGCGCCGCCCAAAAAGAAGGCAAAGCUGGAGAAUGGUGACGCAGCGGAGCAAACAGCGCCCGCAGCUGAAGCGGAAAGCGAUGCCAGCGAAUUUGAUUGGAUAAAACAGCUGACAAAGCUGGUGGCCAAGCAGCCCGAGGGUCUGCAGCUGGAAAAGCUGCGAAGCAAGCUACUGAAGAAGUACACCAAGCAUUUAUCUCUCACCGAACUUAGCGAAAAGCAGUCCAAGAAGUUCCACAAACGCUUUGACAAGCAGUUGAAAAAAUGCGAUGCACUGCAGCAGGACGGCAAUCUAGUAAAGCAGUGUUAGAUCUUAACUACAUUAAGUCUCUAGCGUAGUUUAACUUGUAUGUAGACUCUAAUCGUUAGCGAUUAAAUAUUGUAAAUGUCAAAUAAGCUAGCGUCAAUUUAUGUUUCACAUCCGCCAAAGCGGACAAAUUGUUAUAGCUGAUGUUUAUCUAAGACUAUUUAAAUGCGCGCUAAGCUGGAGCUUGAGGCUAGUUGACAAGAUGAAGCUGUUGAAACUAUUGUGGCUACUGGGCGUGCUGGCACUAAUGGCGGGCCCCUUUACACAAGUGACUGCGGAUCCUAGAGGCGGCGCACAUACUACACGUCGCCCCCAAGAGCAGCAGGAGCAGCAGUUGCUUAACUAAAUUGCUUAGAACGUUUAUUUUUUGACAGCACUGUGGCGUCACAAUAAAGUUUACGCA